Molecule: messenger RNA, 4320 nt
Organism: Aspergillus costaricaensis CBS 115574
Lineage: Eukaryota; Fungi; Ascomycota; Eurotiomycetes; Eurotiales; Aspergillaceae
Product: DNA repair protein SMC6
Exons: 16
Coding region: 1-4320 (1439 amino acids)
Biological process (GO): double-strand break repair via homologous recombination; chromosome organization
Cellular component (GO): site of double-strand break; Smc5-Smc6 complex; chromosome
Molecular function (GO): single-stranded DNA binding; protein binding; ATP binding
Source: RefSeq, a predicted model, not a curated record
AUGUGCCAUGACCAUUUUUAUGUUGAUCUAGGCCCUCUAAUCAACUUUAUCGUGGGCAAAAAUGGUAGCGGCAAGAGUGCAGUCCUCACGGCCAUUACUCUUUGCUUAGGGGGUAAGGCAUCUACUACCAAUCGAGGCCAGAGUCUAAAAAGCUUCAUCAAGGAAGGCAAAGAGCAUGCAACCAUUGUUGUGCGAAUCAAGAACCAAGGAGAUGGCGCUUAUCUGCCAGAUGAUUAUGGCAAGUUUAUCACUAUAGAACGCCACUUCUCCAGAAAUGGCACAAGUGGGUUCAAGAUAAGAUCAGAAAAUGGCCGUAUCAUGUCCACCAAGAAGUCAGAGCUCGAUGCCAUCAUUGACUAUUUCACCCUGCAAUUCGACAACCCAAUGAAUGUUCUCUCCCAGGAUAUGGCCCGCCAAUUCAUCGGCUCAUCAAGUCCUAGUGAGAAAUACAAGUUUUUUGUGAAGGGCGUUCAACUCGAGCAGCUCGAUCAAGAUUAUCGGUUAAUUGAGGAAUCCGGUGACCAAAUCGAGGAGAAACUGAGGGGCCGGGAACAGGAUAUAGCGAUAUUGCAAAGUAGGAAGGAAACUGCGAACCGAAAGCUUGAUAUUUCCAACCAACAUGACUCCCUGCGGAACCGGAUCAGGAAUGUUCGAAAUCAAAUGGCCUGGGCUCAGGUAGAGGAACAAGAAAGGAUAAGGGACUCUUUAGACGAAGAACUUCUUGCGGCAGACAACCAGAUCGCAGCUGACGAAGCUGAUUUGACCAAUUUUGAUGUUACUAUUAACGCGGCUGCAGCUGAGCUUGAGGCCGCCGCGGGAUCUGUUCGCCAAGCUAAUGCGAAGCGAGGCCAGGUCCAAGAUGAGAAAGACGAAAUCCAAGCGAGGUGGGAUGCGCAAAUGACUGAGCGUCAUGGACUGCAGGCCGAACAACGCCGGAUCAGAGAAUAUCUCAAGGCAGCAGAAGAAAGAAUAGCUACUACUCAACGGAGUAUUGACGAAGAGAACCGGCGUUUAGCCGAGAUUAGCGGCGGUAGCUUUACUCGAAAGCAGGAGGAACUUGAGCGAGCAAAAGAAGAAGCCUCCCAAGCCCGUGCUCAGUAUGAGGAACAUAGUAGCGACCGUGACCGUCUAUUCCAUGACAUAAACGAGGCUGAAGAAAAAGUUCGGGAGGCCGAAGGGCCAGUCGAUAAAAUCAGGGCCGAUGUCAAGGAGGCUGAAUCGCUUUUGUCAACCCUGGAAAGGGAAGGGGGUCCACAGAAUUCUGGGUUUCACGAGAGAAUGCCAUUCCUUUUGAGAGCCAUUGAACAAGAACGUUCCUUUACUAAUCGUCCUGUCGGGCCUCUUGGUCAUUACGUGCGCCUGCUCAAGCCAGAGUGGUCUUCGAUUCUUGAGAACGCAUUCGGCACCACGCUGAACAGCUUUGUGGUAACUUCACCCAGAGACUCGAAGAUUCUCUUCCAGAUCAUGAGGAGGGUUAACUGUGAUAAACACAUCAAUACUUCAGGCAAUGAACCCGAUUCUCAGUACGAUACAGCCUUGCGGGUCCUUGAGUUUGAUAACGAGUGGGUUCGUGGACAGUUGAUCAUCAACCAUCAUAUAGAAAAGAUGCUGCUUAUUGAGAACUUAGAAGAAGCAUCUUCUGUUCUCUUUGAUGGGCAACAGCCUAGAAACGUUAAACGUUGUUAUUGCAUUGACCAAACAAACAGACGCAGGGGUAUUCAUCUUUCUUUUAGCAGGACUGGUGAACCAAGCCAAGCACCAGUCCCAGCCUACAAGGGGUCUCCGCGAAUGAGGUCUGAUCGGGAAUCUCAAAUUAAGGUACAGCAGAGUGUCGUGGCAGAUCUAAAGCAGGACCUUAGCCGUCACGAACAAGAGCUUCGGUCUGCUCAGUCUCGGCUGGAAAGCUGCAAGCAAGCCCGUCAAAAACACGACCGAAGGUCAAACGAACUAAGAAUUGCAGCACAGAGAAUGGAAGACCGUGUCGAAGAGUUGAUGGAUGCGCUUGACAGGGAGGCUCCCGAGGAUGGGCGCCUCGACGGGCUUCGGACCACACUGCAAGAGGCAGAAGAGGAAAGGCACCUUAAUGAAGGAUCUUUGAAUGACGCCAGCGAUGCUAUGGAGGCCAUGAUGAAAAAACUGAAAGCAAUCAAGCAAGAGCUCGCGGCCAAAGACGCUGAGAUUGCCAUCGUACAGGAAGAGCUCAAAGUUGCUCAGGAUGCGGAACGCAAGGCUGAUGAAGAGCGCCGAAAGAGGAUAAAUGAUAAGAACGCAGCAGCAGAAAGAAUCGAGGAUCGCAAGCGGGACAGAGAUAGAGUCAAGAACAAGCGAGAUGAGAUCGCGGUACGUAUCGUUGACUUCAGCGAAAAGGCAAAUAUAAUCUGUGACCGAGUUGCCAUCGAGGAAGGUGAAACAGCGGCUAGUCUGGACAGAAAACUCGAACGACUUCACAACGACAUCAAGCGCUACGAGCAACAGUUGGGAGCAUCUCGCGACGAGUUACUUGCUGAGGUCACAAAGGCUAGCGAAGCCUAUGAUCGAGCUUUGAAGCAAGUUCUGAAGGCGACACUGAAUGUCCGCAAAAACCGCUGGCUAAUUUUUAGAUCACACAUUUCAUCCCGUGCCAAGGUGGAACCGGACAUCACAAAAGACAGCGCUGGUCGUGGUGCGAAGACACUUUCUGGCGGCGAGAAGUCAUUUUCUCAAGUAUGUCUGUUAUUGGCAUUGUGGGAGGCUAUGGGGUCUCCAAUUCGUUGCUUAGAUGAAUUCGAUGUGUACAUGGAUCACAUUAACAGGAAGAUGGCUAUCGAUAUGCUUAUGCUAGCUGCCAGACGGUCGAUAGGACGGCAAUUCAUUCUUAUUACCCCCGGGUCAAGAUCAGAAAUUACUCUGGCGCCUGACGUCUGUGUAAAGGAGUACUACUUUGAUUUAUAUCAUUUCCCUCGUGAGAUCACACAGGCUAAUGUAUCUCAGACUUGGAUCGAGCUAGUAAUCAUCACUUGGAAGGAGCAAUUGAAUGUCCCUGCCAAAGAUGCAAGACCACAAACUGAGGAUGUGACUGCUACGAAAGGCUUGGAAUUCGAAGACUUCUACAUCAAACGCGAACUGAUGAUGGGUAUAUUCGAAGCUGGUUUCGAAAAGCCUUCUCCAAUUCAGGAAGAGACGAUACCAGUCGCUCUUACAGGCAGGGAUAUCUUGGCGCGAGCCAAGAAUGGCACAGGAAAAACAGCAGCUUUCGUUAUUCCUACCUUGGAGCGCAUCAAUCCUAAAAGCACCAAGACACAAGCCCUUAUCCUUGUUCCUACAAGAGAGCUGGCGCUCCAAACGUCACAUGUCUGCAAAACUUUGGGAAAGCACCUCGGUAUCAAUGUUAUGGUCACCACAGGAGGUACCGGCUUGAUGGAUGACAUUAUUCGGCUGAACGACGCAGUCCAUAUCCUCGUUGGAACCCCAGGGAGAGUCCUGGACUUGGCCAGCAAAGGGGUUGCUGACCUCUCCGAGUGUCCUACAUUUGUUAUGGACGAGGCUGAUAAGUUGCUGUCACCUGAAUUUACUCCAGUCAUCGAGCAACUACUAUCAUUCCAUCCUAAAGACCGCCAAGUAAUGCUUUUCAGCGCCACCUUCCCGCUUAUUGUGAAGUCAUUCAAGUUACAAAUCAAUCAAUCUAUUAUCUUCUGCAAUUCUACCAACCGUGUCGAGUUGCUCGCUAAGAAGAUAACGGAACUGGGUUAUUCUUGCUUCUACUCCCAUGCCAGAAUGCUUCAGCAGCAUCGCAAUCGGGUGUUCCACGACUUCAGGAAUGGUGUUUGCCGGAACCUUGUUUGCUCGGAUUUGUUAACUCGAGGUAUUGACAUUCAAGCCGUCAAUGUUGUCAUAAAUUUUGAUUUUCCGAAGAACGCCGAGACUUACCUGCACCGAAUUGGUCGAUCUGGCCGCUUUGGGCAUCUUGGUCUUGCUAUCAACCUUAUCAAUUGGGAAGACCGGUUCAAUCUAUAUAAGAUUGAGCAGGAACUUGGAACUGAGAUCCAGCCAAUUCCACAAAACAUCGACAAGAAGCUUUACGUCUAUGACUCACCGGACACAAUUCCACGCCCUAUUGCCAAUCCAUCCCAGCCCCAGAUUACUGCCCAAGCUGCGAAUGCAAACAUUGGUGAGCGUCGUCACAACCACCAUAUGAAUGGUGGGCAGUACCAAUAUGGUAGGGGCCGGGGCUCUUACCGCGGAGGUCGUGGACAAGGCCAGCGUCGCAACAUGCAGAACGAUACCAAGUUUGGCACUCAAGGACAGUCGAGCGGCAAGUCCCACCCAACGCAAGUGUCAUAG